This is a messenger RNA of Prosopis cineraria, 1488 nucleotides long. RefSeq names its product serine carboxypeptidase-like. Gene Ontology annotation, molecular function: serine-type carboxypeptidase activity. NCBI's taxonomy places the organism in Eukaryota, Viridiplantae, Streptophyta, Magnoliopsida, Fabales, Fabaceae. The coding region runs from base 1 to 1488 and encodes 495 amino acids. Gene Ontology annotation, biological process: proteolysis. The record is from RefSeq and is a predicted model, not a curated record. Gene Ontology annotation, cellular component: vacuole. The transcript is spliced from 9 exons.
AUGGCAUCACCAUCAUCAGACCUCGUUCAAAUCUUUCUAUCUUUUCUCCUGUUUGUCUUCCUUUCGCCUUCCUACUUUGCAGCGUCUUCAGGAUCCAAGUACAUUGAACAAGAAGGAGAAAAGCUUAUUAGAGAGCUUAACCUUUCCCCAUUAAAACAUUACAGUUACUCUGUGUCCCGCGACUGUCACUCAGUCCCUGCAGGCAAGAUCGUUGAGAAAAAGUUUAGAUUCCCCAACCUUUAUGCUCUUGGUGGGCCUUCUGUUCAAGACUUGGGUCACCAUGCUGGCUAUUAUGGACUCCCACAUUCCCAUGGUGAAAAGAUGUUCUACUUGUUCUUCGAAUCCCGGAACAGUAAGAAGGACCCCGUUGUGAUAUGGUUAACUGGGGGACCAGGCUGUGGCAGUGAACUGGCUUUGUUUUACGAGAAUGGCCCUUUUCAUAUUACAGAUGACUUGUCUCUUGUAUGGAAUGACUAUGGCUGGGACAAGGUAUCAAAUAUAUUAUACAUAGACCAACCAAUCGGGACAGGUUUUAGCCAUGUUUCUGAUCAAAGUGACAUUCGACAUGAUGAAGAAGGGGUUAGCAAUGACUUGUAUGACUUCUUACAGGCAUUUUUCAAGGAGCACCCUGAAUUUGUUGAGAAUGACUUUUAUAUUACUGGAGAAUCGUACGCGGGACAUUAUAUUCCGGCUCUUGCUUCUCGGAUUCAUCAAGCAAACAAAGCAAAAGAAGGAAUUCAUAUAAACCUCAAAGGAUUUGCUAUUGGGAAUGGAGAAACCAAGCCUGUAACUCAAUACGGAGCUUAUACGGACUUUGCAUAUGAGAACAAUAUAAUUGAUGGAGAUACUUACAAUCGUAUCGGCAAGAUGGUCGGCCCAUGUUUGGGGUUAAUAAUAGAUUGCAACAAAAAUGGUGGAGAUGUUUGUGAGUCUGCUUUCUAUAAUUGCAAUGAAAACGUAUUUGGCGAAAUCCUGAAAGCGGCCGACAAUAUUAAUUACUAUGACAUAAGAAAGAAAUGUGAUCAAGGACCUAUGUGCUAUGAUUUUUCAAACAUGGAGACAUUCCUAAACAAGAAAGAAGUGAAAAAUGCUUUAGGUGUUGGAGAAAUGAAAUAUAUUACAUGCAGUGUAACAGUAUACGCUGGUAUGAAGAAUGACUGGAUGAGAAGCAUGGAAGGAGCUAUUCCUGCUCUCCUCGAGGAUGGUAUUAGAAUGCUUGUGUAUGCUGGGGAUAAGGAUCUUAUUUGUAAUUGGCUUGGAAACGCAAGAUGGGUUGAAGCGAUGGAGUGGUCAGGUCAGGACGCGUUUUUGAAAUCCCCAAACGUGUCCUUCGUGGUUGAUGGCAAAGAGGCAGGAAGGUUGCUGAGCCAUGAACCACUAAGUUUUCUCAAGAUCCUUGAGGCUGGACACAUGGUUCCUAUGGAUCAACCCAAGGUUGCACUAGAAAUGUUGACGAGGUGGAUGCAAGGAAAAUUAACCAUGACAUGA